Messenger RNA from Linum tenue, 2108 nucleotides. NCBI's taxonomy places the organism in Eukaryota, Viridiplantae, Streptophyta, Magnoliopsida, Malpighiales, Linaceae. The record is from the annotation of a GenBank genome assembly.
AAAACGUCUCACUAGUGCCACGUUUCGCUGAAUGAGCAAUCAAAAAACGGCUUGCAACUCUACACUACAUAAUCUACAUAUACACAUACGUAUAACCGCCGAAAUCAGCACUCAAAAAAUCGAAAGAACAAUCAAACCAGCCAAAACACCAUGAUGCAGUCUCUUCUCUACUUUCUCCUAGCUCUCCCUCUCCCUCUCCUCCUCCUCUUCCUUCUCCAAAACCACAAGAGAAGAGCUUCAAACGCUCUCCCUCCCGGCCCUCGAGGGCUUCCCUUCAUCGGAAACCUCCUCCAGCUCGACCCCUCAGCUCCUCACCGCCACCUUUGGCAGCUCUCUCAAACCUACGGCCCACUAACCUCCCUCAAACUCGACCGGGCCCGUGUCGUCGUGGUUUCCACCGCCAAGAUGGCCGAACAAGUCAUGAAAACCCACGACCUCACGUUCUGCAGCAGGCCCACCACCGUCGGCCUCCAGAAGCUGUCCUACAACGGGCGCGACCUGGCGUUCGCGCCCUACGACGCUUGCUUUAGGGAGAUGAAGAAGCUGUCCAUGGUUCACCUCUUCAGCCUGAGCAGAGUCCAGAGUUUUCGCCCCGUAAGGGAGCACGAGGUUGCCAAGAUGAUCGAGAAGAUAUCCAGAUCUUCGUUGGAGUCGAGACCUUUCAACUUGUCAGAGGCCAUGAUGUCGCUGACGAGUACGAUCAUUUGUCAGGUGGCGUUUGGGAAGAGGUAUGAAGAAGGAGGAGUUGGAGGAGUUGAGAGGAGUAGGUUUCAAAGUUUGCUCAAUGAGACUCAGGCCAUGUUUACUAGCUUCUUUUUCUCCGACCAUUUUCCUUGGAUGGGGUUCGUGGAUCGGCUCUCGGGUUUGAUCGGUCGUCUCGAGAAGAAUUUCGAGGAGUUUGAUGCGUUUUAUCAGGAGAUCAUUGAUGAGCAUCUUGAUCCGAGUAGAGGAAAGCAGGAGCAGGACGAUAUUAUGGAUGUUUUGCUUCAGAUUUGGAAGGGUGGAUCGUCUAAAGUCCAACUCUCACUUGAUCACAUAAAAGCACUUCUCAUGAACAUAUUCGUUGGAGGUACCGACACCAGUGCGGCAGCUGUGAUUUGGUCCAUGACAUAUCUAAUGAAGAACCCUAAAUCCAUGGGAAAAGCUCAGAAAGAAGUCAGGCUUGCUAUUGGAAAAAAAGGAUUCGUGAACGAAGAAGACAUUCAACAACUACCUUACCUCAAAGCCGUGGUAAAAGAGACACUUAGGCUGCAACCUUCAGCUCCAUUGUUGAUCCCACGAGAAUCAACCCAAGAUUGCAUCUUAGGUGGGUACGAGAUACCAGCCAAGACUGUAAUCCACGUGAACGCAUGGGCCAUUGGAAGGGAUCCUGAAGCUUGGGGAGAAAACCCAGAGGAGUUCAAGCCAGAGAGAUUCUUCAUGGGUAAGUCGAUCGACGUGAAAGGUGCGGACUUUGAGCUGAUACCAUUCGGAGCUGGAAGAAGAAUCUGUCCCGCCAUGCAUAUGGCGCUAGCAAAUGUAGAGCUCUCUCUGGCUAAUCUGCUCUACGCUUUCGAUUGGGGAAUGCCGAUUGGAAUGACGAGCGACGAUUUGGACAUGGAUGUGUUGCCGGGCCUCACGAUGCACAAGAAGACUGCUCUGUGCCUGGUGGCCACAGAGUUUGUAAAAUGAGUGAACUCACGAGCCAUUUCUAGGCAAUUUUACCAACACGGGAAUGUGCCCAACAACAAACUAGGCGUUAAGUCGCUAUCCUAUAUAAUAUAUAUCCAGCUAUACUAGCUUGUUGUGUUCCAUUAUAAAUUGUUUACAAGCUAACAGCAGAAAUUGAAAAUUUCUCAUCCACCAUUUCCCAGACCAUGCCAUCUGUUAGUCACACGGUGAGAAGGCAAACCACAUGGAGCGACGUUGUUCAAGGAGUCAAGCCGACCGUUGUAUUAAACGACACAUUAGAACAGAUCCCGCCAGAAUAGUCCUUUUGUAUUUUCUCUAUUGCAUUUCGUUUUCACCUUUCACUCUUCUGUAAAAGCACAACCAGCUAAUCCUUGGCUUGUAGUGGCAAAACCCACAUAUAUAUUCAUCUCAAUGUAAGAUCCAACCCAGGUUUUAGG